Molecule: messenger RNA, 456 nt
Organism: Dentiscutata erythropus
Lineage: Eukaryota; Fungi; Glomeromycota; Glomeromycetes; Diversisporales; Gigasporaceae
Source: the annotation of a GenBank genome assembly
AUGUCCUUUCUAUGCCAACGACAAAAUCGACGUGGUCCUUACGCGACUAAGGCAUGUGUUAAUUGCCGACAGAGACAUAUAAGGUGUUCUGGGAAUGUGCCUUGUAAUCACUGUACACAACGCAGUGUUGAAUGCGUUUUUAUUAAUUCUGGUAAAAAACGUGGACCAAAGACAUCACAAUCUUCCGUAAUCCCUGAAGUGCAGGGUUACGCAUCAAGCUCUCCACAACAACUCGAUAACUAUGGGGAUAUUUCUUUCUAUUUUAUUCCUUAUGAUGCACUUCAAAUCGACAUUUCUGAAGAGCUCGUUCCCCUGCUUAAUCAAGCUAACUAUUAUGUUAUGCAAGAUUUAACUUCUAAUCUACAUCGAAAUAAUAUAUCACUUAAUAAUAAUAACAUCUAUUUAAAUAAUCAUACCACUAUUUCUUCUAAUUUAGAUUAUUUACAUUCUGAGUGA